AUGCUGUCACGUCGAAUAAUUUGCGGCCUGAAUCAUCGCCCUAAGCCACCAAAGGCAUCUACCCCCUUGCAACGCCAACACGAACUGACCUGGCAACGUGAUUUGGAGCACGCUGAGGCCUCAGAUGCAGCGUUAGCCCGAAGGCUCAAUGAGCCCAAUGCACGUCAGAAUUGUAUAGGGGACGAAGUAAUGGCCGAGGACUUACAUGAAGUUCUGCACCAUGAUCUCGAACCGCCUCUUGAUGACCAAGGCAAUGACGAACAUGAGAUGGACCUCAAUCAAUUCAUGCCUAUGCCAAAUGAUGGCCAUCCAGAGAACUUCGGAAUUCCAGACGACCCUAUGUUGGCGGCUUUGCGAAGGCAACAACACUUAGCAGAACGCCUGGCCAACAAAAACCAAUGGCUAUGGCAGUAUGCCAUAAUGUUACCCACAUUUCUUAGAAGACAUUUGGAAACUUCAAAUUGGGCCAACCAAUUGAAUUGGAAUGAAGAUGUCCGCCCGCCCUGCAACUGCUCUAUCAAGACCGAGCGGGAUGUUGACCUUCUGGAUAUCUUAUCGCCUGCUGCAAAUGGGUUAUGUCGCCGCCUCACCUUCGAAGCCGCGCACGGCGUUUUCGGUGCGACUAAUGGUCCACCACCACUCUCAGUGGGUUCGGUAUGCAGUACCAACCGAGGGUUACUGUUCCGCACUAGAUGA
This is a messenger RNA of Melampsora larici-populina 98AG31, 696 nucleotides long. RefSeq lists its product as uncharacterized. The transcript is spliced from 2 exons. The record is from RefSeq and is a predicted model, not a curated record. Lineage: Eukaryota; Fungi; Basidiomycota; Pucciniomycetes; Pucciniales; Melampsoraceae. Bases 1 to 696 code for a protein of 231 amino acids.